Molecule: messenger RNA, 1090 nt
Organism: Trichoderma asperellum CBS 433.97
Lineage: Eukaryota; Fungi; Ascomycota; Sordariomycetes; Hypocreales; Hypocreaceae
Cellular component (GO): outer membrane
Source: RefSeq, a predicted model, not a curated record
GGCUCUAUAAAGUGCGCCGCUGUCCCCAUCCCACAUGACUUGUGCUCCGGCUUCUGCGCUGCUUAGACCAGACACUCCAUUCCAACCACCGCUGCUGCUUUUCUUCCUACCCGUUUCUGCCACGCCGAAGCAACCAUGAGCGGCUACUACAACGAGGACAACAAAUACCCGCCCCAGGAGGGCUACCACCACCAACAGGGCGGCGCCGCCAACUCCUACUACGAGCAGGGCAACAACGACCAAUACCGUACACAAUACCAGCAGCCUCCUCCUCCUCCCUAUGGAGGGGAGGGCCAGCACAACUAUGGCGAGCAGGGCUAUGGCCAGCAGGGCUACGGCCAGCAGAGCUACGGCCAGCAGAACUAUGGCGGCGAGCCCCAGGAGGGCGAGCGAGGCCUGAUGGGCGCUCUGGCGGGAGGCGCCGCCGGAGCCUUUGGCGGCGCCAAGUUCGGCGGCCAGGCCACCGGCCACUCCAAGACCAGCGGCGUGGUCGGCGCCAUCGUCGGCGCCAUUGCCGGAUCGAAGCUGCAGGACGGCGUUUCCGACUGGCGCCACGAACGACACGAGGAGAAGGAGGACGCAGAGCGACGAAGACGCGAGGAGGAGCGCAGGUACGAAGACGAGCGCAGAUACGAAGAGGAGCGCAGACACCGCAGCCGCUCUCGCAGCCACUCUCGCCGUCGCCACUCCCGCAGCCGCUCCAGCAGCCGCUCCAGCCGCUCGUCGCACCACCGCCGCCGCUCUGGCUCCCGGUCUCGCGGCCACACCAUCACGGUGCAGCAGGGAGACACGCUCCGUGGCAUUGCUGCCCGCUAUGGCACCUCCUAUGAGGAGAUUGCCCGGCACAAUGGCAUUGAUAACCCGGAUAUGAUCUACCCUGGCCAGGUUCUCAGGGUGCCUGGACGGUAUUAGAGCACUGUUUUUGAUGCUCUCGUCUAGCAUGAUGGAUGCAUUUUUUUUUAUUACGGUAAUGACGGUAAAUGGAGGCUGGUGCCGGAUGAAUGGACUCUGCUGUACCACUUUAGAUGAGAGGAUCCUGGAGAUCAAGCAACUGCAGAGUGAUUCUUAGUCUGGCUAAAUAAAAAAUGAA